AUGUCUUCCAUCGGAACAGGAUAUGACCUUUCGGUAGCGACCUACUCCCCCGACGGCCGCUUGUUCCAGGUUGAAUACGCUAACAAGGCUGUCGAAGCCUCCGGGGUGGCCGUAGGGAUCCGUUGUGCCGAUGGCAUCGUUCUGGGAGUCGAGCGCCUUCUUCACUCCAAGCUCCUUGUGAAGGGCGCGAAUAGACGGAUACAGUCUGUAGACGAGCAUGUCGGUGCUGCUACCGCUGGUCUCCUCGCCGACGGCAAGCAUCUUUGCAGCCGCCUUCGCGACGAAGCCUACAACUUCCGCGACACCUACAAUGCACCUGCGACCGUUCAAGCUUACACCUGCUACGGUUCCGUCAGGCCCUUUGGUGUUUCGACGCUGGUUGCUGGAGUAGACAAGACUGGUUCCAAGCUUUUCUGCAUCGAGCCUUCGGGUGUCUACUAUGGAUACCGCGCAUGUGCUAUCGGAAAGGGAAGGGCACUUGCCAAGACUGAAUUGGAGAAGAUUGUUCAGCGCGAGGCUGAUGGUGGCGAACCCAUCACUUGUCGUGAUGCUGUCCGCGAGGUGGCCCGAAUCAUUUAUCUGGUUCAUGAUGAUAACAAGGACAAGGAUUUCGAGCUCGAGAUGACUUGGAUCUGCCCAGAGACUGGUGGCAAGCAUCUCGCGGUUCCCGCGGAUCUUUUGGCCGAAGCCGAGAAGGCCGCGGAAGAGGCUCUCGUCGAGGAUAUGGAGGACGAUUGA
Molecule: messenger RNA, 738 nt
Organism: Trichosporon asahii var. asahii CBS 2479
Lineage: Eukaryota; Fungi; Basidiomycota; Tremellomycetes; Trichosporonales; Trichosporonaceae
Product: proteasome subunit alpha type 3
Exons: 4
Coding region: 1-738 (245 amino acids)
Biological process (GO): ubiquitin-dependent protein catabolic process
Cellular component (GO): proteasome core complex; proteasome core complex, alpha-subunit complex; nucleus
Source: RefSeq, a predicted model, not a curated record